AUGUCUCUCCGUCGCUUCUCGAGGGUCUCCGGCUUUGCUGGUGGGGGCGCCGUGAUGGACACAUCCGGGGCUGUGGAAGGCGGCAGAGAACUGUUCGAGGCCUGUCGAAACGGAGAUGUGGAGCGAGUGAAAAAGCUCGUCAAUCCGGAUAACGUUAAUAGCCGCGACACAGCGGGCAGAAAAUCCACCCCUCUCCACUUUGCUGCAGGCUUUGGUCGCAGGGAGGUGGUGGAGUUCCUUCUGCAGAGCAGGGCGGACGUGCAUGCCCGUGACGACGGGGGUCUCAUCUCCUUGCACAACGCCUGCUCGUUCGGUCACGGUGAGGUCGUGAGGCUGCUCCUCCAUCACGGGGCGGAUGCCAACUCCAGAGACAACUGGAACUACACCCCGCUCCAUGAGGCUGCCAUCAAGGGCAAGACCGACGUGUGCAUAAUGCUGCUUCAGCAUGGGGCUGACCCGACCAUUAGAAACACAGACGGGAGGACUGCGCUGGACCUGGCUGACCCAUCUACCAAGGCUGUGCUCACAGGUGACUACAGAAAGGAUGAAGUCCUGGAGAGUGCCAGGUGUGGAAAUGAGGAGAAGCUGAUGACGCUGCUAACGCCUCUGAAUGUCAACUGCCAUGCCAGUGAUGGGAGGAAGUCCACUCCGCUGCAUCUGGCUGCAGGCUACAACCGUGUGAAGACAGUCCAGCUGCUGCUUCAGCACGGUGCUGACGUCCACGCUAAAGAUAAAGGUGACCUGGUGCCUCUUCAUAACGCCUGCUCUUACGGACACUAUGAAGUGACAGAGCUGCUAGUAAAGCAUGGGGCCUGUGUAAAUGCUAUGGACUUGUGGCAGUUCACGCCGCUGCACGAGGCCGCCUCUAAGAACCGCGUGGAGGUGUGCUCCCUGCUGGUGAGUCACGGCGCUGACCCCACCUUCCUCAACUGCCACAACAAGAGCGCCAUGGACCUGGCCCCCACCACCCAGCUCAUGGAGCGCUUGGCAUACGAGUUCCGUGGGCACGCCUUGCUGCAGGCGGCUGGGGACGCAGACAUGGCGCGCCUCAAGAAGCACCUCUCCCUGGAGACCGUCAAUUUCAAACACCCCCUGACCCACGAGACUGCCCUGCAUUGUGCGGCAGCGUCACCCUACCCCAAAAGGAAACAGAUCUGUGAACUCCUGCUGAGGAAAGGAGCCGGUGUGAACGACAAGACAAAAGACUUGCUGACUCCUCUCCACCUUGCUGCAGAGAAGUCUCAUAAUGACGUGAUUGAGGUGCUGGUGAAGCAUGAGGCAAAGGUGAAUGCCGUCGAUCCCCUGGGCCAGACGGCUCUGCACCGGGCAGCUCACUGCGGCCAUCUGCAGACAUGUCGACUGUUGCUUAGCGCCGGCUGUGACCCUCUACUGACCUCACUGCAGGGCUUCUCUCCCUCCCAGCUGGGAUCACACAGUGUCCAGGAGGUGCUGCAAGAGGGAGUUUUGGUGAGGAGCUCAGACAUAGACUGGCAGCUUCUGGAAGCUUCUAAGUCAGGAGACCUGGACGUAGUGAAGAGGCUGUGCAUGCUGCAGAAUGUGAACUGCAGGGAUGUGGAGGGCAGGCAGUCCACCCCUCUGCACUUUGCCGCCGGCUACAACAGGGUGGGCGUGGUGGAAUACCUGCUGCAGCACGGGGCCGACGUACACGCCAAGGACAAAGGUGGUCUAGUACCCCUGCACAACGCCUGCUCCUAUGGGCACUACGAGGUGGCCGAGCUGCUGGUCAUCCACGGCGCCGUGGUCAAUGUGGCCGACCUGUGGAAGUUCACGCCGCUGCAUGAGGCCGCCGCCAAGGGCAAAUACGAGAUCUGCAAACUACUGCUGCAGCAUGGUGCAGACCCCAGCAAGAGGAACCGAGACGGGCACACGGCUCUGGACCUGGUGAAGGACAGGGACACGGACAUCCAGGACCUGCUGCGGGGCGACGACGCCCUGCUGGACGCCGCCAAGAAGGGCUGCCUGGCGCGCGUCAAGAAGCUGUGCAGCCCGGCCAACGUCAACUGCAGGGACACACAGGGACGCCACUCCACGCCACUCCACCUUGCUGCGGGCUACAAUAACCUGGAGGUGGCAGAGUAUCUCCUGCUGCAUGGAGCUGACGUGAACUCACAGGACAAAGGAGGCCUGAUACCCCUACACAAUGCUGCCUCAUAUGGGCACGUUGACGUGGCCGCGCUGCUCAUCCGCUACCACGCGUGUGUGAACGCCAGCGACAAGUGGGCCUUCACGGCGCUCCACGAGGCGGCCCAGAAGGGGCGCACGCAGCUGUGCGCGCUCCUGCUCGCCCACGGCGCCGACCCCACGCUCCGCAACCAGGAGGGACAGUCGCCGCUCGAGCUCGUCACGGCGGAUGACGUUCGGGCACUGCUGACUGCCGCGAUGCCCCCGUCGGCACUGCCCGCCUGCUACAAGCCGCAGGUCAUCAGCGUGCCUGCCUCGGUUGCCACCGUGCCCCCUGCCCUCUCCUCCAGUGCCCCUGCAUGCCCAAUGCCCUCCAUCUCAGCCUUGAAUACCCAGGUCUCAGGAUUCCCCGAGCUGCCCUGCCUUCUGGCUCCCUCAGAGGCGGAGGGAGCUGCAUACAUGGAGAAGAAAGAGGAAGACGCUGGAAUGGACCUGAGCAUCAGUCAGUUCCUACACAACUUGGGCCUGGAGCACCUGCUGGAGAUCUUCGACCGGGAGCAGAUCACUCUGGACGUGCUAGUGGAGAUGGGCCACAAGGAGCUGAAGGAGAUCGGCAUCAACGCAUACGGCCACCGACACAAGAUCAUCAAGGCUGUGGAGAGACUGCUGACUGGACCACAGAGUCUAAACCCUUAUCUGACUCUGAACACAGCCAACAGCGGGACCAUCCUCAUAGACCUGGCGGCAGACGACAAAGAAUUCCAGUCAGUGGAGGAAGAGAUGCAGAGCACCAUUCGAGAGCAUAGGGAUGGUGGACAUGCAGGAGGGGUGUUCAGCAGGUACAAGAUAGUGAAGAUCCAGAAGGUGUGUAACAAGAAGCUGUGGGAGCGCUACACCCACCGCAGGAAGGAGGUGUCCGAGGAGAACCACAACCACUCCAACGAGCGCAUGCUCUUCCACGGCUCUCCGUUUGUGAAUGCCAUCAUCCACAAGGGCUUUGACGAGCGGCAUGCAUAUAUCGGGGGCAUGUUUGGUGCGGGCAUCUACUUUGCGGAGAACUCCUCCAAGAGCAACCAGUAUGUUCACGGCAUCGGGGGUGGCACUGGGUGCCCCGUGCACAAGGACAGGUCCUGCUACAUCUGCCAGAGACAUCUCCUAUUCUGUCGGGUGACCCUAGGGAAGUCCUUCCUGCAGUUUAGUGCCAUGAAGAUGGCCCACUCUCCCCCUGGGCAUCACUCGGUCACGGGUAGGCCCAGCGUCAACGGCCUGGCCCUGGCCGAGUACGUCAUCUACAGAGGAGAACAGGCCUAUCCUGAGUACUUAAUCACCUACCAGAUCCUGAAACUAGAGUCAGCGGCAGACUGAAUGUUCUUGAGAUGAG
Molecule: messenger RNA, 3523 nt
Organism: Sardina pilchardus (European sardine)
Lineage: Eukaryota; Metazoa; Chordata; Actinopteri; Clupeiformes; Clupeidae
Product: poly [ADP-ribose] polymerase tankyrase-2-like
Exons: 27
Coding region: 1-3507 (1168 amino acids)
Biological process (GO): protein localization to ciliary inversin compartment
Cellular component (GO): ciliary inversin compartment
Molecular function (GO): NAD+ poly-ADP-ribosyltransferase activity; protein binding
Source: RefSeq, a predicted model, not a curated record